AUUCACACAUUCACAAAAUAACUGAGAUAAUUAUCCUGCUCCAUGGUCUUCCAACCAGCUCCUCAGAACUGGCUGGCCUCGGAUCCUAAUGACGCUCAGGUAAAACUCGGAUUUCCUCUCCCCCAAUCUACGUUUUAUUGAAUCAAAUGAACACGCACAGAAUCCUGCCCAGAAAAAGGCUGCUCUGAAGUGUGUUCUUUAUAUGCCGGGUGCCAAGAACCAUGAAUAGACAGGGCAACUUGAAUUCAACCAAAGAAAGACACCUUUUUUUGAAGAACAAGAAGUUGAGCCUGCCAAAAAUCAGAAGGCAAGACCAGAAAUACUGAAGUAAAUCCAUCCAGUGAGGCCAGGAAGUUUACCAAAGGGCUUGUUGGAGCAGAAAGCAGCCGUGGUGAUUACGAAGACCCAAAUGACUACGACACCGUGAAAACCUUUGAAGAGGACGGAUUUAAGUCGCUGAGAAUUCUCCCCCCGCGACCUAUUCAGGAAUCAGAAUAUGCAGAAUUAUAAACAGAUUUCAGAAGAGAUCAGAAGCCGGAAUGCUAAAGGAAUGGGUCUUUUGGGCACAAAACCAAAACCAAUAUCCUGCGAAAUGACAAGAGAAAAAGAAAUAAGACAGAGAGCGAAUCCUUUACCACCUCCACGGUCACCCAAUCCACAACCGAAGAAAUACCAAUCCCUUCCUCCUGACACAGGGCAAGGCAGCCUGAACCUCCACCAGAGGCAUAUCAACCCCGAAAGAGGAAAGGGGACAAGACCGAUCUGUUUGAAGGAUUUAAGCGGAGCACUUGGAAGAGAAAAAGAUCCAAAGAAACCGGAAUUGUCUAUCGCAACUCAACAACCGAACUGUAAAUAUCUCCCCGUUCCCAGCUCUUCAUUCACGGUGAACGAGACAAGCUAUCCAACCUCAGGACAGAAAUUAAACGCAAAUUCACGAUCACCGUCCCCAGCGAAGUGUAAACCUCUGGAACAGGAGACACUAUCGACCUACGAAAAUCAAAAAGGGGCAACUUUCAGCAAUCCAAACCAAAGGGCUCCAGCCCGGAGAAAUUGGUAUAUCGGAGAAUGUAGCCGUCGAGAAGUGGAACGAGCAUUACUCACAGAGAACAGUGACGGGACAUUUUUAGUCAGAGACUAUUCGAAGAAAUCAACGGCAGAGCCGUAUGUUUUGGCCCUACUUUAUCAAAACAAAGUUUACAAUAUCAAAAUCCGUUUUCUGGAGAGAAGUCGACAGUAUGCCCUAGGAACAGGACUCAGAGGAGACGAGAAAUUUGAUUCAGUGGAAGAUAUCAUUGAGCACUACAGAUAUUCUCCAAUUACACUCAUUGAUGGAAAAGAUAAAACAGGAAACAACAGAGAACAAUGCUAUUUAACACAUCCGCUUCCUUUCAGAAAACAUCCUCACUUUCCAAGUUCUCGUUAAAAUGUGCUAAGUGUAAAAUGACGUUUUUGUUGAACUCUUCACACUCUUCAAGAGACAACUUUCUACGAUAGCAUUUGGAAUGAAAGGCAUGUUUCAUAACUAGAAAAAACAUUCAAAUUUCUCCAAGAAAAAACGGCUCCCAAAGACUACAAAAGAAAUGAAACUGAAGAAUCAACAUUUUCAGUCCUCACUUGUGUUGUAAACAGGGCUAAGAAAGUAAUUGGUGGGGACUGGAUUUGAUAAUGUUCCUCCAAGGUCAGAUUCACUGAAAUCACCGCGGCCCAAAUCCGCCAAUGAAAGGAAGAUGGCCUAGAAAAUAGUCCCGUCAUCGAAGCCAUCGGCCUCAGCGAAAGACAAUGACCAGAGUGGAAGUGAGGUGUGGGAUCCUGGGAGUGGAAAGGCACGGCUCUCUUGGCGGGGAGACUGUGGCGUUGCUAUACUCGUGCCUGAACAAGACUCCAAUCAUGGCGACAACCCAAUCCUGUCAUGGUCGUUCAACCCAUUAUCCCAGCGGUUCUCAGUGGCCAAAGGAGUUCUGGGACAGAGUUGUUGGUGAGAUGAGGGGCAAGAUAAAGUUCCUGUUAACACCUGCCCCUCCCUCCCUCAUUGAUUAGGAAACCAUGCAGUUUAGUGGAAAGAGCCCA
Ornithorhynchus anatinus (platypus) is the source of this 2067-nucleotide messenger RNA. RefSeq names its product cytokine dependent hematopoietic cell linker (gene CLNK). The record is from RefSeq and is a predicted model, not a curated record. The transcript has 18 exons. Lineage: Eukaryota; Metazoa; Chordata; Mammalia; Monotremata; Ornithorhynchidae. Gene Ontology annotation, biological process: cell surface receptor protein tyrosine kinase signaling pathway; intracellular signal transduction. Bases 497 to 1423 code for a protein of 308 amino acids.